Messenger RNA from Cladocopium goreaui, 1257 nucleotides. Lineage: Eukaryota; Dinophyceae; Suessiales; Symbiodiniaceae. The record is from the annotation of a GenBank genome assembly.
AUGUGUGCCAAGGCUCACCGAUAUGACCUGAAAGAGCCACGUGCCUUUGCGCAGUUUCUUCAGGAUGCAGACAUCCGAUUGAUCAGAGCAAAGUAUCUUCAUGACUUGGCCCAAUCCAAGCGGCCGCUUCCGCAGCGACAAGAAGCGGAGCUUUGCAACUUUGAAUUUGAUGGCAAGGCCGAAAGUGCCUUAGUCAGCCACGCAGAAGUGCAGAAUUGGGCAGCAGGAGCCCGGACUGCGACCAUUUGCUUGGUUUCACAUGCAUGGGAGACUCGGGAGCACCCCGACCCUUGCAGAUAUCAACUACAGCUUAUUGCUGAUCGCGCUGCGUGGUAUGAAGCUGCUUUUGAAACUGAUGCUUUGGCCACGAGUCAAAUCGUGAGUCUCGAGCUCCGAAAUCCACGGCCUCAAAGCGGAGCCUUCAUGGGCAAGGCUGUGGUUGAUGCCUUGACAACAAACCAGUCGUUGACAAGCAUCAGUGCAGAGGACGAGGAACAGAUCCAUCAAGGACAGGCUGCCGCUCGACGCACCGGUUCGUCUCAAGGCCGGCUGCGACGUUGCCGAGCGCCGGUGAUCAACAUGUGGCGACAGCGGGACCAACAGGUGGUGGCUGACGCCUUGGAGAGGAACUCCCUGGUGACCAGCGUCACCGUUGACCCCGCAGAUGAUCAGAUCGACGACCAAGGGGCCAAGGCGGUCGCCCAACUGUUGAAGAAUGGCAGUCCUGUAGAGAGCAUCGACUUGGGCAACACCUGCAUUUCCGACGACGGAGUCCAGGCGCUUGCAGAGGCUCUGCGCUACAACCGGACCUUGGAGGUGCUGUGCCUUCACGGGGAUCAAAUCACCGACGUCGGCGCAAAGGCUUUGGCCAAAGCCUUGGAGGCCAACAAGACCCUGAGAAGUCUAACUCUGGACGGGUUCUACGAGGCCCUCGGGACGGUGGAAGAAAUGAAGAGAGGUCGAGGAGACGAUUUCCGAUUCAUUUCGACAGACGAAAAGGAAGCCGAACGGUGCCACGGGGACAUUUUUCGGGCAGUCGACGACGGCAACGUCGGUGCGGUGCGGCACCUGCUGCGCAUGGAGCCCGGCUCCGUGCAGCAGACGGACUUCUUUGGCGACACUCCGCUGGACAAUGCAGCGCGCGCUGGCAGCGCAGAGGUGGUGGAGCUGCUGCUCGCGGCCAAUGCACCGGUGGAUGUGCAAAAAAAUUUCGGCCGGCGGCCUCAGUUCGGACACGACUCGUUUGGCUUCUAUUAG